This is a messenger RNA of Pogona vitticeps (central bearded dragon), 1628 nucleotides long. RefSeq names its product zinc finger HIT-type containing 3 (gene ZNHIT3). The record is from RefSeq and is a predicted model, not a curated record. Gene Ontology annotation, molecular function: protein binding. Lineage: Eukaryota; Metazoa; Chordata; Lepidosauria; Squamata; Agamidae.
CCCCGCCCAGGAGAGGGGGCGAAGCCGGAAGCGAGCGAGGGCCCGACCCACGUGGAUCCCUUUCCCCGCUCCCGGGCUGAACCAUGGAGAGGCCGGCGGGCGGGUGCUGCUGCGUCGUUUGCGGGAAGGGUGGCCGGAGCGUCGCUAAAUACCGCUGCCCGGCUUGCCGGGAGAGAUACUGCUCGGUGUCUUGCUGCAAGAAGCACAAAGAUCAUUGCAGGUCCAAAGCAGAUUUUCAUCCACAACCUGCAAACACAGAUGCUCCCCAAAGUACCUGGAGAGAGAAAUCGUUGGACGCUGAAGGAAGCCCUUGGUCUGUGGAUGAUAUCUUGACGGAAGAGGAUGAUGGCGAUAAGGUGCCUCUCCAGAAACUUCAGCUCUUGGAGGAAUCAGAAGAACUCAGAGGUAUUCUAGGCAACCCCCACCUCCGGCAGCUUCUUCUCAGCGUGGACCAAGCCGAAGACAAGAACGCCCUCCUGAAGACGUGCAUGCAGGAGCCCCUCUUUGUCGAGUUUGCCGACUGCUGCCUGCGGACCGUUGAGCCCCCAGAAGGGGAAGGGGAGGAGCUCCCUGGCUGAUAUUGGGGGAAGAGCCGGUGGGGGCGAGGGGGGUUGCGGUGGGCAGUAGACAGAAUUCUCAGGCUGCCCUUUCGGGGGCGGGGCCUGCCCCUCCAAACGGCCACCACCCUGGUUUUGUGGAAAGGGAACGUCUCUUUCUGUGUGUGUUCCGAUGCUCCAACCUCUUGUGUUUGAGCCCAUGUCAGAUAUUUUCAAAGGGCAUCCUUUGUGGGGGAAAAAAGAUCCAGCUUGUGCCAGGGAAUCCUCCAGGUACUCUGGGGCAACACCCCUUGUCAGCUCUCACCAGGCCGUACCCUUUCCCUCCAGCGCUUGCUAUAAAAGAAGAGGAACCUUUAGAAAUUGGGGGAAAUUGCCUGUUGAGUUACAGCUUCCAGAUUUCCAACGUGGGCGACUGGAAGACCAAGAGUCGCAGUUUUCUUUUGUCCCAAACCUCCCUUCUUUUAGCGCUUGCUCCCAAGUUUGUUGAUUCCUCUUUGUUUGAAUUUGGGUGGGAGGGACUCCAGUUUCCAGGUCCUUCUGUUUUGUGCAGUCGGGUUGGGGGAAAUCACAAGGGAGAGACCAUGGAUCGGAGCUGACUCCCUGCCAAGGUACGGCCUGUCUGUUCUUGGGAGGACUGAGAUGCAAUGAACUGGGCUUCCCGGCCAGUAAUGGAGACAGUGGUGGAAGCGGAAUUGAAACAAAACGACGGCUAAGCCUGUAGUAAAAUCGUCAAGGUUUAUUAAGUCCUGAUCUGUAGAAAAUUGUUCAGGUCUUUUGAAACCAAUCCACAAAUUACAAGGAGCCCCAGGAUUAAAAGAAUAAAAGACCUUUUACACCACAGGACAAGCAAAAGUAUUGGACGGUGAAUCUUUGGUACUCUUCCACUCGUUUGGUUUUUGGAACACAGAAUGAGAAGUUUGGGGGGGAACAGCUGCACAUCAGCCUGAGGAAUUCUUAAAAGUUAUUUUUGGUUGUAUCAAGAACAACCUAGUUGUUUAGUAGAGGCAGUUGAAGAAUGCUGUUAAGAAUCUUCAUGAUAUUAAAAAGGCGACUUUCAUUAUAAAUCCAAAA